UUUUUUUUUUAUCGAAGCAAACUAAUAAGCAAGCAACUAAGAAAGAUAGAAAGAAAACCAAAAUCGAAAUGCACAAAUUGCUGUGAGAAUGUGUUAUCGCUUGAAAUGAAAGUUAAACAAUUAUUUUCCAAGUAUGAAUCUGUCGAAUCGAAUAUCCUAAUGCAACAACAAAUAAAAAGAAUAAAAGAAACGAAAGAGAGGAAAAAAAAUCAUUGAAUUUGUGACGUAUAGUCUGCAUAUGAUUACGUGAUUACUUACAAGUGAAUUCUUAUCGUAUGUUUGUGAUGUGUGUGAUGUAAAGUGAAUGAAAAACUUAAGUAUGAAUAAUGCGACAACAAUAGUGAAACAAAGCAGCACCACACCAAUUUACCUCUGAUAUUUUUGAAUCUACGGAUAUAUCGUUUAAUUUGGUUUUUCCUUUUUCUUUCAACACACAGACAAACACAAAAAACGAUUUAAAAAAAUUGAACGAAGACCAAUUAGAUUUCAAUUCCAAACGAAUUUCUCCUUGUAGUUGCUCGAUGAAUUUCGAAUGCAAAUUUAGUGCUAGUCAAUUGAAGUGAUUUGAAAUGAAUUUAUGGUGGUAUUUUUAUUUCAGUGCAUUAAAUAUCGAAUGAAUGCCGCAAAACAGCCCAAAAAUGAUAAUUAUAAGGAUUGACCGUGGGUGAAUAUAAAUGGCGUCUUGAAACCGCAUACACACUUUUUUCUCAUUAAAAUACAACAAAAAUCGAAUAAAAACAUAAAACUGAAUAAAGAGACAAAAACUAAAAGUCCAGACGAAUAAGGGAAACGACAUAGAAGCGAGAGAAAGGGAACAAGAAAAUAAUAAUAAAAAAACACUAAAAUUACAAGAGGCAUUGUUUUACGUGCAUCAAACUUAAACACGGCUAUGGGAGCACAACAAGUUAAAGAAGGAAGAGGUGCAAGUAGUUGCAAUCCCAUUAAUACUGGACUAAAUGCAAACAUUGGCGCAAAUAAUACCAAUUUGUCGGUGGCGAAUUGCUCAGCAACGAACAAUUCGGUGUCGGGUAGUGGUGGCACGUUUGGAGCUGGUUCUUCGUUGCGUGCAAGUCGCAUCAACAAAUCAAGAGUACCAAAGGAGUCAAAGAAUACCGUUUUAAAUGUAUUCACAGAACAUAAUGAAGCGCUACUACAACUACGUCCAUUACCGCAUAUUCCAAAAUCUCAACUACAAACACGUGAUAUUGAUCUACAAUCCGAUGGAGUUUUGUCAAAUAUAUCGAAUUCAGGCACGGCCACCUUAAGUCAUAGUCAACAAAAUCUUGGUUUUGAGGUGGCAAAUCGUUGGACAUCGAAAGAGAAUUUAUUAGCUCCGGGGCCUGAAGAAGAUGAUCCACAAUUAUUUGUUGCUCUGUAUGAUUUUACAGCCGGUGGUGAAAAUCAGCUAAGCCUUAGGAAAGGUGAACAAGUGCGCAUACUGUCUUAUAAUAAAUCUGGUGAAUGGUGCGAAGCACACACCGAUUCCGGUUUAGUUGGUUGGGUGCCAUCGAACUAUGUAACGCCAGUGAAUUCAUUGGAAAAACAUUCAUGGUAUCAUGGACCAAUUUCACGAAAUGCGGCCGAAUAUUUGCUUAGCUCUGGUAUUAAUGGCAGCUUUUUGGUUAGAGAAAGUGAAAGUUCACCGGGUCAACGCAGCAUUAGCUUAAGAUUUGAAGGACGUGUCUAUCACUAUAGAAUAUCGGAGGAUACAGAUGGAAAAGUGUAUGUCACUGUCGAAGCAAAGUUCAAUACAUUAGCCGAACUAGUGCAUCAUCAUAGUGUAUUACAUGAGGGUCAUGGUUUAAUUACACCAUUAUUGUAUCCAGCACCAAAGCAAAAUAAACCGACUGUAUUCCCGUUGAGUCCAGAACCGGACGAAUGGGAAAUUUGCCGAACGGAUAUUGUAAUGAAGCAUAAAUUAGGUGGCGGUCAAUAUGGUGAGGUUUACGAAGCAAUUUGGAAACGAUAUGGCAACACUGUUGCUGUAAAAACACUCAAAGAAGAUACAAUGGCACUGAAAGACUUCCUUGAGGAGGCUGCCAUCAUGAAGGAAAUGAAACAUCCAAAUUUAGUACAACUUAUUGGGGUUUGCACCAGGGAACCACCUUUUUAUAUUAUAACCGAAUUUAUGAGUCAUGGAAAUUUGCUGGAUUUUCUGCGUUCAGCUGGUCGUGAUACACUUGACGCGGUAGCACUUUUGUAUAUGGCAACUCAAAUUGCCUCAGGCAUGAGCUAUCUUGAGAGUCGUAACUACAUUCAUCGUGAUUUAGCAGCUCGAAAUUGCCUAGUUGGCGAAAAUAAUUUAGUUAAAGUAGCCGAUUUUGGAUUGGCUCGUCUCAUGCGCGAUGAUACAUACACUGCACAUGCUGGUGCCAAAUUUCCAAUCAAAUGGACAGCACCAGAGGGAUUGGCAUACAAUAAGUUCAGUACAAAAUCCGAUGUAUGGGCUUUUGGUGUUCUUUUAUGGGAAAUAGCUACUUAUGGAAUGUCACCGUAUCCGGGCAUUGAUUUGACUGAUGUGUUUCAUAAAUUGGAAAGUGGCUAUCGCAUGGAACGGCCAAAUGGUUGUCCGCCUGAAGUAUACGAUUUGAUGAGACAAUGCUGGCAUUGGCAGGCACAAGAUCGUCCAACAUUCAAAAAUAUUCACCAUAUGCUUGAGCAUAUGUUUCAGGAAUCUUCAAUAACUGAAGCAGUUGAAAAACAAUUACAAGGAAAUUCGCAUACAAACUCAACACCAUUGAUGGGUAAAAAAGCUCAAAUGAGCGCACAUUCCGAAAAUAAGACAUCAUCAGAACCAGGAUCAGCCUCAUCAAAAUUAUCAACAUUCUCCACUGGUGGCAGUAAGGUUAAUGUGCAAAUGAGACGAACAACGAACAAGAAAGGUAAAACUGCACCAGCUCCACCAAAACGUACCAGUUUGUUAUCAACGAACCGUGAUUCAACAUAUCGUGACGAUGAUCCAAAAUCGAUUGACGACUUCAAUUCCAAUGGACUGACUAGAGAAAUAGCAGCAUUAAGUGGGGCACGUGGUGAUUCGGAGAACGAAACGGCUGAUAUAACACCUGACACAGACACCGAAAGUAUCGAUCACAUGCAUCGAAAUAUGCAGGGCUCAUUCAAACGAUCAACCCCAUUGAUGGGAAAUCGUAGUUUGGAAAGUCGCAAUAAUAAGCAUCAUUCACAAGCAAAGAAAGAACAUAUCUCGGCCCAACAAAAUUGCAACAGCAUGAAUAUGAUUGAUAAUUCACAGUGCAAACAACCAAUUACGGUUGGUGCAUUGGAAGUGCAAAAUGUAAAGCGUGCAAUCAAUCGUUAUGGCACACUACCAAAAGGUGCUCGAAUCGGUCAAUAUUUAGAAUCAUUAAAAUCAAAUGACGCUGAUACUUCCAUGGCAUCGGAUUUACCGCCACCUCCGCCAAUGAAUUCCAGUAGCUUGAAUUCAAAUGCUGCAAUGUCGCCUCGUUCAGCGAUGAAAACUCAACCGCAAAUGAUUCGAAGUAAUUCAUCUGGUGGUGUCAUAAUGACCAAUUCAAUCAAUUCGAAUUUCAGCAAACUACAGCGGCACCGAACCACAGCUGAUGGUGUGAUGAUAUCAUUUUCGUCGUUUCGCAGCACAAGCGGCAGUCCAAAGCGAUCAUUUAAUCCAUCGUUAGCCGAUUUGGAAUUUCCGCCACCGCCAUUAGAUCUACCGCCGCCACCCGAAGAAUCGAAUGGUGAUGGAAUGCAAAUUUCGCAAUCAACAAUAACAACGCUAUCAAACGAUGUGGCAACAACAGAACCAAGCGUGGAAGAAGCAAGCUCACGAUUCGGUGUAAGUCUACGUAAACGCGAAGCAUCAACUGAUUCAUGCAGUUCACUUGGCAGUCCAGCAGCCGGAGCUACCAAUGAAAUAAUCAACGAUAGUAUAGGAACAUCGGCAAUUGCAAAAAAUAAGGGAAAAUUGGAAACAAAACUUGUGGCUGAAAUCAAAGAAAGAAACGAACAAUAUCAACGAAAACCAAUUGGAGAUGUGCCAAAUACUAAUAACUACCAUUGCAAUAGCAAUAACAAUAAUAAUAGCGUAACCAAAUCAAACGAUCAUGUAUUACAAUUGGUAAAUGAAUUAGCUGAAACAAUGAAUUUACCAAAAACAAUGGGUGAUUCAAGUGCGGCCAAUAAUUUUAAAGCUCAAUUGAAAAAAGUCGAUUCGAAUAAAAAGUCACAUAAGACAACGGCAGCAACCGGAUCCACAUCAUCGGUGUCAGAUAGUUCGAAUGCUGUACCGUUUGAUUUUAAAUCAAGACUGCGAAAAGUUGAGAAUAACAAUGAUAACGAAUCGAUGGAAACCACAUCCGAUUAUCGUAAAAUGCUCGACAAUGAUAAUACAGAAAUACGUGGCACCGUUUCGAAAAAAUCAAUUUCAAAACGGAAUUGUGAUCGAAUCGGUGGAACAAAUAAUGAUCUAGAAUGUGUGUUGAAUAAUGGUAAAAAAACAACAGCACACAAUGAACCGAAAGUGAUUGAUGGAAAAAAGACUGACUUUAAAACGGACCUUUCUGAUAAGGAUAACAAAGAUAAACGAGACGGAGAUUCCAAAAAUAAUACAACGACCAAUGAAGAUGAGGACAAACGUCGAAGUACCGGUAGCAUAAGCAGCUUGAAAAAAUUAUGGGAAACGAAAGAAAUGUCAAAUAGUGAAUUGUCACAGAUACAACUUAGCCCAAAGUUGGCAACAAAAUCAACAUUGAGCAAUAAUCAUAAGGGCAACAAUGAUGAAGAAUUUGAUGCAUUGAGUGCAAAUAAAAAGCCGGCCGUUCCAACAAAACCAACGAAAUUGGUUAGCAUCUAUGCGACACCAAUUCAAGUGAAAUUGCACACUGAUUCGGCCACAUCACCAUCAUCUUCCACAUCGAUUACGGCUAUGUCAAACAAUAGUACAACACAAGUGAGCCGGGAAGCGAUUUUAGAUCUUAUUCAAAUAUUGGAAGGCACAUUGAAAACGCCAAUCAAUUCAAUUUCAGCAUCGCAAUGGCUUCAAUUAAGCGAUAAACUUAACAUUUUACAAACAUCGUGUGUAACAUUUGCUGAUAAGACUUCAAUGGCACCACAUUCAAAGUUUCAAUUUCGUGAAUUGGUGUCACGCGUUGAGAAUCAAUCGCGUAGCCUACGAUCGGCCGGCAGCAAAAACACACAGGACAAUGAAAAAUUGGUGUUCGAAGUUGGGCAGUCAUUAAAGCAAAUAUCAAACGCUCUGCAUCGAUAAAUUCAUUGGUUCUGUUUCUUUAUCAGCACAUCAUUAAAGAUUUAAUUUAAAAACAAAACACAUUUCUUACGGAACCAAUGUGCAACCAUGUUUGCUCAAUAUAUACAUGAACACACUUUUGGAAGCUAUAUUUUUCAUGAUUGAUUUUUUUUUAAUUUUGACUAAAAUUCAGUAGUUUUCACAAGAAACAAAAUGCAAAAAUAAUUUUAUGUAACCAUUAAUGACAAUUUAAUAAGUAUUUAUAACAUUGUGAUCUGCAUGCUCUUCUACUAAAAACAAAAUGAAACCAAUAACAAACACUCGAAGAAGAAACUGACGAAAAUGAUUCGUGUCCAAUGCUGAUUUAUAGCUCAAUGAACCGAACAAAAAGAAAAUUACGUUGAUAUUUACAAACAAACAAAAUGUGUGCUCCAAAAACAAAUGAUCAAAGUUUAUAUGGUUUAUUUAUAUAGUGAAUUCCCAAAAUUAAAAUACGAUUCGCGAUGAUUUAACAAACAAAGUGAAGCAGAAAUAUAAACAUAACAUUGAAGCUCACAUCAUUCUAGUCUUUCAUAGUAUCAAAGGGAAUUGACAACAUUCUCGUUUAACAUAUAUAGAUAGAGGGAGGAGGGAGAAAGAGAGAGAGAGAGAAAACGAAUUCUCCAGCCAAGUAGUUUGUGAUGGUCAUUGAUUCAUAAUAAUAACAUUUUAUUAGUUGUACGUAUUCAUCAUGAAUCAAAUGAUUUUAACGAUCGUAGUUUCUAUUUUUGAUUGAACUUUCGUUGUACACAAUUCUCCGUGCUGUUGUAUUUAAAAGUGUCCGAAAGCAUUUGGCAUGCACUAAAACUUUGCAUACAAAUUGCAAACCGAUGCUUUUGAUGCGCAGCUCAAUGUUGUACGAAACAAUGUUCCAAUUUGUUAUCGGCAAAAUCAAAUUAUUUGGAUGAAGAAAAUGUAAAAAUAUUCACGUGACAAGCUAAGAGAAAAAAAAACUUGAGUCAAAUUACAACUGGAGUCAUGAUUUAUUUUUUGUUCCAUUGUUCUUCUGCGAAUAUGGCUCCUAAAUCAUUUUGGAAUCGCAUUACUCUUUUCGUCCAUAUUCACUGUUUUAUAACCAGUUUUGGCAGAAAUUCAUGUUGCUUGCUGUUUUUUAUGACCACAGUUGUAAUAUGAUUUCUUUUAUAUGCAGCCUGCCAACGCACGAAUUGUAUUUAUUAUUAUUUUUUUAUACUCACAUAGCAAUUUUUUUAGUAUAAUUUUUAAACCAUUUAAAUUAUAUAUAUAUUCGUCGAAUCAAAACAAGAGUAAAACAAAAGUGAAUUAAUAAAUGCAGAUGAACAUAAAAUAAUUUACAAUCAAACAAAAUGAAAUAAUAGUUAAUGAUAUCUUGAACCUUGUGUGCUCAUAGAAGUUUUUAAGUCUGUCGUAUAUUUUCUUUUCCAAGUAUUAACAUAUUUAAAAAGUUGCAUCUCCGCCGAUCGGUUUCUCCAUUUUCCAUAUAUACAUAUAUAUUUUUCUUUUAAAUUUUGAAUUAUUAAGUUGUAAAUGAUAAUUUUAUUUAAAAUUUAAAAAAAUCCGGAAUCAAAUCAAUCCAAUACAUACUCAAAGUCCAAAGAUUCCAUCCCCAUAUACAAAACUGAAUCAAUAAAGACACACAAAAAUACCGAAAUAAAAAAAGAACAACAAUAGUAGAAGAAAAAAGAAAAUAAAAAGCCAACCAAUCUCUAGUUAUCAUAAGAUAUUUGCUUAACGAGGAUGCAUCUGUAUUAUUAAACUUAAGCGCUUAUGCCAAAUAUUUCAAAAUUGGUAUACAUAUUUUAAUACAUUAAUUAUUAAUACGUAAAAAAAUCAUAUUUGUAAUUGUCAGUAUUGUCGCAUCUUUCGAAUAAAUUCAUUGAACACAUGCAACAGAAAAAUGUGAGAAAAAAACACUUAAAUUCUAGUAAAACACCCAAAGUUAAUUGACGCAAAAAAAAUCCCUUAAAUUUGCUUAAAUUUCAUAAAUUACAGACACGCAUGAGCUAAUUUUACAAAGUUUUCUGCAAACUCUUCUAUAAUUACAUAGAAAAAAGAAUGCAAUUUUUAUAGAAUCUUCAAAAUUAAAUUUUCACAAUAACAUGUGUUAGGUUAGUUUUGAGACUAAAUUCAGACGUCCUCCAUUUGAACAACAAAUAUAAAAUAUUAAAUUCCUUUUUAUUGGUAUAAACCUAUAUUCAUAGGCUAUCGAAUAGCACAUUCUGCGUCAAACCUUCAAAAUCAUGGUCUGGACAACUGAUUUGUCGAUUUCUUUCAACUUUCUCUCGAAUCUUCCAACCAGUUGUUGCUCGUUUCAAGUAUUUUGGAUCUUCGCCUAUAACAUGCAUCCAAAAACAGACUAGAAAUAAUUAAUUUAGUGUUUUUUUGUGAAGUUAAACAGAUGGUGCUUUUUUCUUGGAAAUGCUACUCCUUAAGAAGUGGAGGUUUUACCGUACGUUACAGCACUAAAUUUUCGUCAACCUUUCAAAGAAGAUCCCACCAUACAAACACCCGUUUAUCAAAGUUCGGUUCAACGACGUCUCUAGCCUUAUAUAGUAGUGCCCUAAACCACUAUAUAGCAAAAGAAACCACUUGCACUUGAUUCGUGGCUCAAUUUGGGGAUGAAUGUUUCACCGUCCAAAAUCAUGAAUUUUUCAGUGUAACAUGCGGUACGUGAAGUAAACACACAAUUUUUGACGACCUUUGGAAUUUUUCCGUAACUUAUUUUGCUGAUGAUCGUGUUCAAAUUUGGAUGUACUGUAACCAUAAGAAUCACCAAAAAUGAAUUUUUGCUUGACCAACCCGGUUUUCGGUUCUUGAUGACAAUUUCGAAAGGUUUGAGCACACAGAUUGGGAAUACGACCGUACUUUUUGCUUUCUCCAGAAUCUUCAUAUUCAUAAUAAGUCCAUGAAACACGAUACAUGGUUCGAAGAAAGAUUGGUUCAUCUUUAGACACAUGCAGAAUUUGUUUUGAACUUAGCUGUCUAAAACCAUUUGAGACACUUUUUCGUAAAUCCAAUUUGUACGUCAUCACGAAUGAAAAUUUUUGUGCAAAUUGUAUUUGACAGUAGAGUAGGAGUCCCGUUAAGUCUCCUAUGUGCUUUGGUUGAUAGUUUUGAUUUUGUUUAUGUAGCGCAAUACACGCCUGAAUUUAGUCUCAAAACUAAACUAACACGUGUUAUAUUUUCUUCUCGCUAGCAAUGCAUAGUAGUGUCUUUCUGUCUCGACAUGCUUAUCCUUCAUCAUUCGAUUAUAAAAAAAUAUUUUCACAUUCAUCCCUCUAAAAGAAAAUCAUUUUUUUUAAAUCAAAAUGGAUGGACUAAUGAAAUACCGAAAAAAAUGAGUAUGCAGAUAUUAUCCAAAAUGCGAUGUUCAAUUGAAUUUGAAAGUCUGAUCAACGAAAAAUAUCCAACCAUUUUUUUGGUUUUUUAAAGGUGAAGAAAAACAAAAAAACAAAUGUGUCUUUUUAAUGAACAUGCUCGUUUUCGAAAGCGAUCUCUUUGAACCAAAUUAUCAGUAUGAAUAUAUAAGACAAAGGAAAAUUCAAUGAAAUUUGUACUUUUACCUCCUACAGAUAACAAGAUUGAAACGAAAUGAUACUGUGGAUGAGAGGAAGAGAGAUAAAGAUAUUAUUGUAUGAAAGUGAAUAAAAGAAAAGGAUCAAUUCCAUCGGAA
Contarinia nasturtii (swede midge) is the source of this 8912-nucleotide messenger RNA. RefSeq names its product tyrosine-protein kinase Abl (gene Abl). The transcript has 11 exons. Gene Ontology annotation, biological process: protein phosphorylation. Bases 890 to 5242 code for a protein of 1450 amino acids. Gene Ontology annotation, molecular function: protein binding; ATP binding; non-membrane spanning protein tyrosine kinase activity. Lineage: Eukaryota; Metazoa; Arthropoda; Insecta; Diptera; Cecidomyiidae. The record is from RefSeq and is a predicted model, not a curated record.